AAGUGCUCACAAGUAAAAGUCACGAGUAAAUAUAUUCUUUGGUAAAAGAGCUCUGUGGUUUUAACUUUUUAGGAGUAGUUUGAACUCGUAGUAAAGUUACAACUAUUUAAUUUAAAAGUAAAUAAAAACGGGAAGAAAUAAAAAAAAAGAGUACAUAUUAUAUGUAUUCUUUGAUGUAAUGCUCCGAGGGAUAUAUAAUCCGUAACCGUAAUUAACUAAUCCGUAUUAUUACCCAUUUACCAUUAGAAAACUAAAGAAAAUAGCUAAUUUCUCUUUGACUUUGUUUAAAGCUAGAAACCUGGGCUAAAAACAGCAUGAUUUAAUAUAUAAAUAUCGUACUUCGUAAGUUCGUAGAUAACUGUUUGAUUGUAAAUUGCGUAUGGUAGAACUAUGUCUAGAAACUGUGAUGAAGAUUCUGGUCGAAGUUCGUGUUCGGCUGCAUCUUUUGCUAUGAGUCCAGUAAUUGAUCAAUGUGGGGAGAAUCAAUAUAAAAUAGAAAGAAAUAAUAAAACACAAUCAACAAAAAGUGUGUUAGUGGUAAGCACUGCACCCAGAGAUAAUAGCCUUAUUAAAUCUCCCAAUGAAAGAGAUCCAUUCCCAAGUUGCCGAAUUUUUAGUAAAAAAAGAAACACAGUUCUUAACUUCUUUGACAUGCCUAGAUAAGGGGGUCUUAGUAAUGCUCAUUCAUCUGUUGACAUUAUUUGUAGCACACAAAUAGAAAAUACUUCUGUAGGAGAAAAUACCUCAUCUAUGAAUACUUUAAACAAUGACAAAAUAAAUAAAAAUAAGCUAAGUAAUUUUAAGAGAACUAAGCCUGUACAGCGGGCUGCCUCAAGACUAUAUAAAACUGAUACUUUGAAAGGAAAAGAAGCUUGCAUUGGACCAGAGUUUAUUGUGAGGGCAUCUCAGCCAGUUAAAUGUAUGGAUUUGACACUUUCAGCUGUUUGUGAUAAAAGAAUAAUUACUGUAGUACUCUUAAAUGGACAAAAAGUUAAUGUAUUAUGUGACCCCAAUAUCAUAACAGCUGGACAAAUAUUUGAAGCAUUAGUGCAUAGUGAAAAAUUUGAACACAAUUUUAUGCUUGGAAUAGCAAUCUUGCUUGGUGGUGAUUUUGUAUUUCUUCCUGAUGAUUAUAAAAUAAAAAAAAUUGCACCAGAUAAUUGGCAUAAAAUGAAUCACAAACGAAACAAAAAUGUUGAUGACAAUGUAUCAGUUACAAUGUUUUUAAGGAUUAAAUUUUUUCUGCCCAAAAAUAUUGCCACUAAUAUACAAGAAGGUGAAUGGAGGUAUAGAGUAUAUUUACAACUCCGACGGGCCACAGUUGAAGGACAAAUGAUUUCAACAAUUCAAAAUCUGAUAUUACUAGCUGGAUAUGCACUUCACAUAGAAUUUGGAGAAUUUUCAUAUAGAGAACAUGGUAUUGCAGACUACUUCUUAUUAGAGCAUUACUUGCCUGAAUUUUUAAUCACCACAGACAUGGCUGAUGUUAAAUUACGAAUGAAAAGGGCACAUGAGUCUCGAAGGGGUAUUGACAGAAGUAGAGCUAUUAUUAACUAUAUUACACUUGCACAAACAUUUCGUCAAACUCUUGGAUUCGUGACAGAAAUUAAAAAUAAGUGA
Messenger RNA from Leptidea sinapis, 1620 nucleotides. Its product is annotated as radixin-like. Gene Ontology annotation, cellular component: cytoskeleton. Bases 751 to 1620 code for a protein of 289 amino acids. The record is from RefSeq and is a predicted model, not a curated record. The transcript is spliced from 3 exons. NCBI's taxonomy places the organism in Eukaryota, Metazoa, Arthropoda, Insecta, Lepidoptera, Pieridae.